GCUAAAUUUUGAUAAGCAACUCAGACUUUGAACCUUAAAAGACUGCCAACAUAAGCUUCAAGCUUGGAUUGAAUUACUCUCUCUCGCGCUCUUUUGUGGUUAGGCUUUGUGAAGAAGAUCACAGUAGAAAAAAGGAGGUGAAAACCAAGAGGGCUCUGCACCCCUCCCACUAUAAAUGAAACCCCGCCACCAGCCUCCUCUUCCGUUCGCGCUUUCAUUUUCCACUACCACCUAGAAAGCAGUGCCGCGCUCUCUCUCUCGGAUAGACACGGCAGUAUCGAAGUGAUAAACAGCUUUCGGCGUUUUGCUUCUUCUUUCGUUUCCAUCUUCCUCUGAAACAAAAUUGUGCACCCCACACAAAGCCAUGACAAGGCCUCUCCUCGAGCCACCAUUCGUCUCCUCGGCCCCUCCUCCCAACUACCAUCCCUCUCCCACAACGGCGACCUCCUCCGGCAAUUGGUGGCCUUACUCCGGCGCCAAGGACUUCAAGUCCAACAUCUUCGUCAUCGUCAUCUUCCUCGUGUGUGCUCUCGUCUGCGGCCUUGCCAUCAACUGGACCAUUCGCUUCUUCUUCCGCUGGUGGAAGGCUGACCAGAGAGAAGAGGCAAAAGGCCCCACCAGCGUUGCUCUCCAGAGGCGGCCUCCACCGACGCUGGUGUACUCUUCCGGGGCGGAGCUCGCCGGGGUGGACGCCGCCUGCGCCAUCUGCCUCUCGGAGUUCGCCGAUGGCGAGCGCGUCAGGGUGCUGCCGAGUUGCCGCCACGGCUUCCACGUCAAAUGCAUCGAAGCGUGGCUCGCUUCCCACGCUUCCUGCCCGACCUGCCGCGCGGAAGCGGACCCCGAGAUGCCCCUCCCGGUCCCGGCCAACUGAGAAGGAAGGGCAGUGUUUCAGUCAUUUGGAAGACCUUUAGAACCAUUUACGUUGCCCCUUUGAGAGUUGUUGCAGCUUCUGUCUUCUUCCUAUCAUGGGAAGGAGUUUUUGAUCUUCGGAUUUUUCCUCUCAUGUCAUGAAGUCGUGAGGCUUUCUUGGUUUUGCGUGAAGCCAUCGACGUGGCCUUUUGUUUCUCUGCAGAAAGAAGUUACUGAUAAAGGCAAAGUUUUUCUUCGUUUCUAAUUUAUUGUUUUUGUUUCAUUCCCUUUCUUCAAGAUUCGUAUACUUUGGUAGUUCUGGAGUCCUUUUAGUUGUUUAUCGAUUUGUUGAUGCAUUGAUUAUUUGUUACCUUUUGCUGGACAUUAAAAGGUAGUGAGUGGUCCAUGAGCUCUUUUACCCACUCGUAAAAA
This is a messenger RNA of Nymphaea colorata (pocket water lily), 1281 nucleotides long. Its product is annotated as RING-H2 finger protein ATL79-like. The transcript has a single exon. Gene Ontology annotation, molecular function: transferase activity. The record is from RefSeq and is a predicted model, not a curated record. Gene Ontology annotation, biological process: protein ubiquitination. The coding region runs from base 365 to 871 and encodes 168 amino acids. NCBI's taxonomy places the organism in Eukaryota, Viridiplantae, Streptophyta, Magnoliopsida, Nymphaeales, Nymphaeaceae.